Rana temporaria (common frog) is the source of this 13914-nucleotide messenger RNA. It is a transcript of the gene WDFY3, whose product is annotated as WD repeat and FYVE domain containing 3. Gene Ontology annotation, molecular function: metal ion binding; protein binding. The record is from RefSeq and is a predicted model, not a curated record. The transcript is spliced from 67 exons. The coding region runs from base 532 to 11109 and encodes 3525 amino acids. Lineage: Eukaryota; Metazoa; Chordata; Amphibia; Anura; Ranidae.
AGUCAGGAAGAGGGAGGAGGAAUCAAGAUUAAAAAUGGCCACCAGCAGCUGCUGGGAACAGCAACAACUCCUGACUUUCCGGGAUGGGAGGAUGGGGCAUUGAUGGAAGGAAGAAGGAGAAGAGCAGCAGCUGGCACCAUUGUACCUACCUAACAGGACGGGAGAAGGGAGGCACCCAGCCUGGCAGAUCCCAGCCCUAUCCUCCCCAUUGCUUUCUCUGCUCACCUUGACGUUUGGAGGAAGGAAGCGAUUGUGUGUGUGUGGGACUAGCCGAGGACGUGUUGUAUUGUGUGCCCGGGAUCUAUCAUACGCGAUCGGAUGACAGCAGGCAUGCCGGGAAGACCGCAAUAGAGGAGGAGAUCCGAGGAGCCUGGGCUCUGCAUGUCUGGGGAAAUAAAGAAAAUAGAAAGUGACCUUACAACUAUCAAAGUAAAAAAUGAUGCCGCAGUCCUCCAUGCUCUGGAUAAAAUCCUGAAUAUCUCUGGUCCAUAUUAUCAAAGGUAAGAAGGGAGCAUUAACAAAAGUGCAACCAUGAAUAUGGUGAAGAGGAUCAUGGGCCGACCUCGGCAAGAGGAGUGCAGCCCGCAGGACAAUGCCCUAGGUUUAAUGCAUUUGAGGCGACUCUUCACUGAGCUUUGUCAUCCUGCCCGACACAUGACUCAAAAGGAACAGGAAGAAAAACUUUACAUGAUGCUGCCUGUCUUUAACAGGGUGUUUGGAAAUGCACCUCCUAGCACAAUGACCGAGAAGUUUUCAGACCUUCUACAGUUUACAACGCAAGUGUCACGCUUGAUGGUGACUGAGAUUCGAAGGAGAGCUUCUAAUAAGUCCACAGAGGCUGCAAGUCGAGCCAUUGUCCAGUUCCUGGAGAUCAACCAGAGUGAAGAGACCAGCAGGGGCUGGAUGCUUCUGACUGUCAUUAACCUGUUGGCUUCAUCUGGGCAGAAAACUGUGGACUGCAUGACGACCAUGUCGGUGCCUUCCACCCUGAUUAAAUGUCUGUACCUGUUUUUUGACCUCCCACACGUGCCUGAGGUACCUGGAGGAGCAGAGAAUGAGCUGCCCAUGACUGAACGCAGAGCCUUGCUCCAGAAAGUCUUUGUGCAGAUUUUGGUGAAGUUGUGCAACUAUGUAUCUCCAGCAGAGGAGCUGGCUCAGAAAGAUGACCUUCAACUCCUCUUUAGUGCAAUAACAUCCUGGUGCCCUCCAUACAACAUUCCCUGGAGAAAAAGUGCUGGUGAAGUUUUAAUGACCAUUUCACGACAUGGGCUUAGCCUAAAUGUGGUGAAAUAUAUACAUGAGAAAGAAUGCCUGGCCACAUGUGUGCAGAACAUGCAGCAGUCAAAUGAUCUGUCUCCUCUGGAAAUUGUGGAGAUGUUUGCUGGUCUCUCCUGCUUUCUCAAGGACUCCAGUGAUGUAUCUCAGACACUGCUGGAUGACUUUAGGACGUGCCAAGGAUAUGUCUUCCUCUCCGACCUCCUGCUAAGGCUAGACCAAGCUAAAGAGAACGAAUCCAAAGAUGCGCUGAAGGACUUGGUUAACCUAAUUACUUCUUUAACAACAUAUGGUGUCAAUGAACUGAGACCAGCUGGUUUAACUACAGGGGCACCUUUUUUAUUGCCAGGCUUUUCCGUCCCGCAGCCUGCCGGAAAAGGUUUGAGUGUGAGGAAUAUCCAAGCCUUCUCAGUCCUACAAAAUGCAUUUCUUAAAGCAAAGACCUGCUACCUUGCACAGAUUAUACUGGAUGCCAUCACCAAUAUUUAUAUGUCGGACAAUGCCAAUUACUUUAUCCUGGAGCCUCAGCAUACACUUUCCCAAGUUGCAGAGAAGAUUACCAAGUUGCCUGAUGUGCAGGUGAAAUACUUUGAGAUGCUCGAAUUUUUGGUUUUCAGCUUGAACUAUAUUCCUUGCAAAGAAUUGAUCAGUGUCAGCAUUCUUUUGAAGUCCAACACUUCAUUCUCCUGCAGUAUCAUAGCCACUAAGACACUUCUUAAAUUCAUUCGACACCAUCACAUCUUUAAAGAUGUUUUUAAAGAAGUAGGACUUCUGGAGGUAAUGGUCAACCUUUUGCACAAAUAUGCUGCUGUACUGAAAGACCCAGCCCAAGCCUACAUCGAACAAGGUUGUACAAUUGUAAUACAGUCCUCAGAGGAGCAAAGGCAAUUGGCACUGGUGGUGAUGGAAACUCUAACAGUUUUGCUGCAAGGAUCAAAUACCAAUGCUGGUGUCUUCAGAGAAUUUGGAGGUGCAAGAUGUGUCCACAACAUAGUCAAGUACCCUCAAUGUCGGGAGCAUGCCCUCAUGGUGAUCCAGCAAUUAAUGUUAUCCCCAAGUGGAGAUGAUGACAUGGGGACCCUUUUAGGACUAAUGCACUCUGCUCCAUCAACGGAGCUUCAGCUCAAGACGGACAUUCUGCGGGCCCUUUUAAUAGUUUUGAGAGAGAGUCACCGGACAAGGACCGUUUUCAGGAAAGUUGGAGGUUUUGUAUACGUCACUUCCCUGUUGGUCGCAAUGGAGAAAUCUUUGAGUUGUCCACCAAGGAACGGAUGGGAAAAAGUGAACCAGAACCAGGUCUUUGAACUUUUGCACACCGUUUUCUGCACAUUGACAGCAGCCAUGCGGUAUGAGCCUGCAAACUCUCAUUUCUUUAAAACUGAGAUCCAGUAUGAAAAACUAGCGGAUGCCAUUCGGCUGCUAGGCUGCUUUGCAGAAUCACGGAAAAUCAAACCGUCAAAUGUCUUUCCUUCCAAUAAUCAGCCAUUUCAGAGACUGCUAGAAGAGGACCUGGUGCACUUGGACUCUGUGUGCCCCGUUCUGAGGCACUGCAGCAAACUCUUUGUAUAUCUCUAUAAAGUCACCACAGACUCCUUUGACAGUCGUGCAGAACAGAUCCCACCUUGUUUGACAAAUGAGACCACUCUCCCUUCACCUUGGGGGACUCCAGCUCUUUCCAGGAAAAGACAUGUCUACCAUACAGUAUCCACUUCUUCCCUGAUACCUCCUAAAAACGUUGGUGACCUGAAAAUUCAUGCAAGUACAGCUCUAGGUUCAGAUGCAGUAAUCAUCCAUCCCGGUGCCAUGCUUUCCAUGCUGGACCUCCUGGCAUCGGUUGACUCUGACUCCCAACCAGAACAUGCCUUAGAUCUUCAGUUGGCAGUUGCAAACAUCUUACAGUCAUUAGUACACACAGAAAGGAAUCAGCAAGUUAUGUGUGAGGGAGGCCUCCAUGCCCGUCUGUUGCACAGGUGCAGUGCUGCCCUAGCUGAUGAGGACCAUGCAUUACACCCUCCACUCCAACGUAUGUUUGAGAGGCUAGCAUCUCAAGCAUUAGAACCUAUGGUACUAAGAGAGUUCCUCCGUCUUGGAAACCCUUUGAACUGUGCAGCUUGGGACAAGCGAUUAUUGAAACAGUACAGAGUACACAAGCCUAGUUCUCUCAGCUAUGAACCAGAAAUGAGAAGUAGCAUGAUCAUGUCAACAGAGGGUCUGGGCUCUGACAGCGUGUUUUGCGUGGGAGACGAUAAACACUACCGGAUAAGCCGGAGCUUGGUAAAAUCAGCAGAAGGAAGCACAGUGCCCCUGACAAGAGUAAAGUGCCUGGUUUCUAUGACAACGCCGCAUGACAUUAGACUUCACGGAUCAUCAGUCACUCCCGCCUUUGUGGAAUUUGACACUUCUCUAGAAGGCUUUGGGUGUCUUUUCCUGCCAAGUUUGGCUCCUCACAAUGCACCAACUAGUAAUGCAGUUACCACAGGUCUUAUUGAUGGAGCUGUUGUCAGUGGCAUUGGAACAGGUGAAAGACUUUUCCCUCCGCCUUCAGGUUUAACCUAUUCCACCUGGUUUUGUAUUGAGCAUUUUAGCACAGCGCCAAAUAAUCACCCUGUUAGACUUCUUACUGUUGUAAGACGAGCAAACUCCUCUGAGCAUCACUACAUAUGUCUUGCCAUUGUCCUCUCAGCAAAAGAUAAAUCCCUCAUCGUGUCGACUAAGGAGGAACUUCUUCAGAACUAUGUGGAUGACUUCAGUGAAGAAUCUUCUUUCUAUGAGAUUCUGCCAUGCUGUGCCAGAUUCCGUUGUGGUGAGCUGAUAAUGGAAGGCCAGUGGCAUCAUCUAGUUCUGGUGAUGAGUAAAGGCAUGCUGAAAAAUAGCACUGCAGCUUUAUAUCUAGAUGGGCAACUAGUCAAUACAGUAAAGUUACACUAUGUACAUAGCACCCCAGGGGGAUCUGGCUCAGUCAACCCACCAGUGGUUAGCACAGUCUAUACUUAUGUUGGCACUCCACCAGCUCAACGGCAGCUUUCUUCACUGGUGUGGCGCCUUGGACCAACUCACUUUUUGGAGGAAGUCUUGACAGCUGCAAGUGUUGGACUUAUAUAUGAACUAGGACCAAAUUAUGUUGGAAGCUUUCAGGCAGUUUGCGCUCCAUGUAAAGAUUCCAAGUCUGAAUCGGGUACCCCAUCUCUGGUGUCACUGGUACCUGAAGAAAAAGUUUCCUUUGGGCUCUAUGCACUUUCUGUGUCAUCUUUAACAGUAGCAAGAAUAAGAAAAGUGUAUAACAAAUUGGAUAGCAAAGCAAUUGCAAAACAGCUGGCCAUAUCCUCUCAUGAAAAUGCUACCCCAGUGAAACUGCUACACAAUUCAGCUGGACACUUGAAUGGACCAGCUCGGACCAUAGGAGCAGCACUCAUUGGCUACCUAGGAGUGAGAACGUUUGUCCCAAAACCUGUAGCUACAACCUUGCAAUACAUUGGAGGAGCAGCUGCCAUUCUUGGACUAGUAGCAAUGGCAUCUGAUGUUGAAGGCCUCUAUGCAGCAGUCAAGGCUCUUGUGUGCGUAGUAAAAAGCAACCCACUUGCCAGCAAAGAGAUGGAAAGGAUUAAAGGUUACCAGCUUCUGGCAAUGUUGCUGAAGAAAAAAAGAGGACUUCUCAACAGCCACAUUUUACAUCUCACCUUUUCCCUGGUGGGAACAGUGGACAGUGGUCAUGAGACUUCCAUUAUCCCCAACUCAACUGCCUUUCAAGAUUUAUUAUGUGACUUUGAGGUCUGGCUCCAUGCACCAUACGAGCUUCAUCUUUCCCUGUUUGAGCAUUUUAUUGAGCUUCUCACAGAAUCAAGCGAGGCUUCAAAGAAUGCAAAGCUCAUGAGAGAGUUCCAGUUGAUACCCAAAUUAUUGUUGACUCUGCGAGACAUGUCUCUAUCCCAACCCAGUAUAUCUGCCAUCAGUAACGUACUGAGUUACCUUCUCCAAGGCUUCCCCAACAGCAAUGACCUGCUCAGGUUUGGCCAGUUCAUUUCCUCAACAUUACCUACAUUUGCUGUUUGUGAGAAGUUUGUUAUUAUGGAAAUAAAUAAUGAAGAGAAGCUUGAGCCAGGAUCUGAAGAUGACUUUGGAGGACUUGUCUCUGCUAGUCUCAUUCUUCUGAGAAACAGACUAUUGGAUAUGUUGCUUAAGCUGCUUUACACCACAAAGGAAAAGACCACCGUGAAUCUGCAAGCUUGUGAAGAACUUGUGAAGACUCUCGGCUUUGAUUGGGUAAUAAUGUUUAUGGAAGAACAUCUGCACUCCACCACAGUGACAGCAGCCAUGAGGAUUUUGGUGGUUCUUUUGAGCAAUCAGUCGAUCCUUAUCAAAUUCAAGGAAGGAGUUAGUGGAGGAGGAUGGCUGGACCAAACCGACUCUGUAUUGACCAAUAAAAUCGGCACUGUGCUAGGUUUCAAUGUUGGAAGGAGUGCUGGCGGCAGAUCAACGCUCAGGGAGAUUAACCGUGAUGCAUGUCAUUUCCCUGGCUUCCCGGUCCUUCAGUCACUUCUUCCAAAGCACACUAACGUACCUGCCCUUUACUUUCUGCUCAUGGCUCUGUUCCUUCAGCAACCAGUCACUGAACUGCCUGAGAACUUGCAGGUCAGUGCACCUGUCAUCAGCAACCGAAGUAACCGGGGUUGCCAGUUUGACUUGGAUUCCAUCUGGACUUUCAUCUUUGGAGUUCCUGCUUCCAGUGGGAAUGUGUUCUCCUCCAUCCACAAUGUCUGCACAGAAGCUGCCUUACUGCUACUGGGCAUGCUCAGGACAAUGCUUAAUUCUCCAUGGCAGUCAGAAGAGGAGGGCUCGUGGCUCAGAGAGUACCCAGUUACCCUGAUGCAGUUCUUCCGUUACCUCUACCACAAUGUUCCAGACCUUGCUCCAAUGUGGAACAGCCCUGAGUUCCUGUGUGCCUUGGCAGCAUCGGUAUUCUCCUUUAACAUUCGUCCAUACUCUGAAAUGGUUACAGACUUGGAUGAUGAAGUGGGCUCUCCUGCUGAAGAAUUUAAAGCUUUUGUGUCAGACUCUGGCAUGAACAGAAGUCAGUCUGAAUACUGCAAUGUGGGCUCCAAGACCUAUCUCACCAGUCAUCCUGCCAAAAAGUUUGUGUUUGACUUCAUGCGUGUCCUGGUCAUUGAGAAUCUGUGUCAGACUCCUGCCAGCAAGCAGACACCUCUCAUAGACUUACUGUUAGAGUCUUCUCCUGAAAGAUCAACGAGAGCUCAGCAGAAGGAAUUCCAGACCUACAUAUUGGACAGUGUGAUGGACCACCUGCUGGCCGCUGAUGUUCUCCUAGGAGAGGAUGCCUCUUUACCUGUGACUACUGGUGGUAAUUAUCAGGUGCUGGUGAACAAUGUGUUUUAUUUCACUCAGCGAGUUGUGGAUAAGCUGUGGCAAGGAAUGUUCAACAAAGACUCCAAAGUAGUGGUUGACUGCGUCAUCCAGCUCAUCUCCCAGUCAAAAAGACGAUCUCAAGGUUUGUCCCUCGAAACUAUAUAUAACUGCCUAAAUCGAACUGUAUUAUACCAGUUCUCAAGAGCACAUAAAACUGUCCCUCAGCAAGUGGCUCUUCUGGAUUCUCUGCGGGUUCUCACUGUGAAUAGAAACCUUAUUCUGGGUCCUGGGAAUCACGAGCAGGAUUUCAUUGCCUGCUUAGCUCACUGUUUGAUUAACCUCUACACAGGAAGUAACCCUGAUGGGUUCGGAUUGGAAGCGGAAGCCAGGAUGACCACUUGGCACAUAAUGAUGCCAUCAGACGUUGAAGCAGAUGGAAUGUAUCAGGAUAUAAGUGAAGGGCGCCAGCUUCUCUUGAAAGCUGUCAACCGAGUUUGGAUAGAGCUGAUUCAUAGCAAGAAACAAGUUCUGGAGGAUAUGUUCAAAGUGACAUUUCCUGUCAAUGACCGAGGACAUGUGGAUAUUGGAGUUGUCAGGCCUUUUAUUGAGGAAGCAACGUUGCGUUCUUGGCAAAACCACCUUACAUAUGAAAAGAAAUGCAUCAGUAAAGGUGAAGCUAUGGUGCCUCAGUCAAAGCUGUCACGUGUCAGUAGUGGCUUUGGCCUCUCCAAGCUAACUGGAUCAAGAAGAAAUCGUAAGGAGAGUGGACUCAAUAAACACAAUCUCUCCACACAGGAAAUUUCUCAGUGGAUAUUCACUCACAUUGCUGUUGUAAGGGACUUGGUGGAUAUGCAUUAUAAAGAAUACCAGGAGCGUCAACAAAAUGCAUUAAAAUAUGUAACAGAGGAGUGGAACCAGAUUGAAUAUGAACUCCUCAGGGAGAGGGGACUUUGGGGACCACCUAUCGGCUCCCAUUUAGAUAAAUGGAUGCUGGAGAUGACUGAAGGGCCAUGUAGAAUGAGGAAAAAAGUUGUGAGAAAUGACAUGUUCUACGUUCAUUAUCCUUACGUCCCUGACGUGGAGCAAGACAAUAACACAAUGUCUGAUAUUCCAUGUACACUACCUGAAACCUCUGACGGUCUCUUGAUGGUAACUCAUGAGAAGAGACCUGCUCGCUACCGCCGUGCUAUCAGUUAUGACAGCAAAGAUUAUUAUAUGCGCCUGAUGCCAGGAAACCCAGCAGUGUUCCAGGACACAGUGGAGGAAAGUUCUGAAGAGGCAGCACAGCAUGAGCCAGAACAUGGAGAAGACACCAUUGCCAAGGUGAAAGGCCUAGUAAAAGCACCUCUUAAACGGUCAAAAUCAGCCCCAGAUGGAGGAGAAGAUGAGAACCAGGAUCAUUUACAGGACCAGCUAAGUGAAGGUUCUUCCAUAGAUGAAGAAGAGAAGAUGGAUAGUACCACUCUGCUGAGGCUUCUUGAAGAAGGAGAGAAGAUUCAGCACAUGUAUCGCUGUGCAAGAGUCCAGGGCUUAGACACUGGUGAAGGCCUCCUACUUUUUGGAAAGGAACACUUCUAUGUGGUUGAUGGGUUUACCUUGACCGCCAACCGGGAGAUCCGUGACAUUGAAACGCUACCAGUGAAUAUGCAUGAGCCAAUCAUUCCUCGUGGAGCAAGACAAGGUCCCAGUCAGCUGAAAAGAACUUGCAGCAUCUUCGCAUAUGAAGAUAUCAAAGAAGUCCACAAAAGAAGAUAUCUUCUACAGCCAAUUGCAGUUGAAGUGUUCUCAGCAGAUGGCCGUAACUAUUUGCUAUCUUUUCAAAAAGGUGUUCGAAACAAAGUGUACCAAAGGUUUUUGGCAGUUGUGCCAUCUUUGACAGACAGUUCAGAAUCUGUUUCUGGACAGCGCCCAAACACAAGUGUGGAGCAAGGGUCUGGGCUUCUGAGCACUUUAGUGGGAGAAAAAUCUGUUACACAGAGAUGGGAGAGGGGAGAAAUCAGCAAUUUCCAGUAUCUGAUGCACCUAAACACUCUGGCAGGCCGAUCAUACAACGACCUCAUGCAGUACCCUGUCUUUCCUUGGAUCCUGGCGGAUUUUGACUCCGAGGAGCUGGAUUUGACAAAUCCCAAAACAUUUAGAAAUCUUUCUAAGCCAAUGGGAGCCCAGACUGAUGACAGGCUUGCACAGUAUAAGAAACGAUACAAGGACUGGGAGGAUCCUAAUGGGGAGACACCAGCGUACCACUAUGGAACCCAUUACAGUUCUGCUAUGAUUGUGGCAUCUUACCUUGUUAGGAUGGAACCAUUUACUCAGAUCUUCCUCCGGCUCCAGGGUGGGCACUUUGACUUGGCUGAUCGGAUGUUUCACAGUGUACGAGAGGGUUGGUUCUCUGCAUCUAAGCACAACAUGGCUGACGUGAAGGAGCUUAUUCCGGAGUUCUUUUAUCUUCCAGAGUUUCUUCUAAACUCAAAUAACUUUGAUCUUGGCUGUAAACAAAAUGGAACAAAACUGUGUGAUGUAAUUCUACCCCCAUGGGCAAAAGGCGACCCGCGGGAAUUUAUUCGAGUACACAGAGAGGCCCUGGAAUGUGACUACGUGAGUGCCCACCUGCAUGAAUGGAUAGACCUGAUCUUUGGAUACAAGCAACAGGGACCAGCUGCUGUAGAUUCGGUCAAUGUCUUUCACCAUCUCUUCUACGAGGGACAAGUGGAUAUCUACAACAUUAAUGACCCACUGAAAGAGACGGCUACUAUAGGCUUUAUUAACAAUUUCGGGCAGAUACCAAAGCAGUUGUUUAAAAAGCCACAUCCACCCAAACGUGUCAGAAGCAGGGUGAAUGGAGACUCGUCAUCAGUAUCCAUGCCACUGGGGUCUGCAUGUGACAAGAUAUUUUUUCAUCAUUUGGACAACUUAAGACCUUCCCUGGCUCCAGUCAAAGAACUGAAGGAACCUGUGGGUCAGAUAGUUUGUACAGAUAAAGGGAUUCUGGCUGUGGAACAAAACAAAGUUCUCAUUCCUCCAGCAUGGAACAAGACCUAUGCAUGGGGCUAUGCAGACCUCAGCUGCAGGCUGGGAACCUAUGAUUCUGACAAGGCAGUUGUUGUGUACGAAUGCUUAUCUGAAUGGGGCCAGAUCUUGUGUGCCAUUUGUCCAAACCCCAAACUAGUGAUCACCGGAGGAACCAGUACAGUCAUUUGUGUAUGGGAAGUCGGGACCUCAAAGGAGAAAGCUAAAGCCCUAACUCUGAAACAGGCUUUGAUUGGGCAUACAGACACCGUUACCUGCUUGACUGCCUCCCUGGCCUAUCACAUAGUUGUAAGCGGGUCACGUGACCGAACAUGCAUUAUCUGGGACCUUAACAAGCUGUCAUUUGUGACCCAGUUACGUGGACACAGAGCUCCAGUGUCAGCUCUUUGUAUAAAUGAGUUAACAGGUGACAUUGUGUCCUGUGCUGGCACAUACAUACAUGUAUGGAGUAUAAAUGGCAAUCCCAUUGUCAGUGUGAAUACCUUCACUGGAAGAAGCCAACAAAUACUGUGCUGCUGUGUGUCUGAAAUGAAUGAAUGGGACACCCAGAAUGUCAUUGUCACAGGACAUUCAGAUGGAGUGGUUCGUUUUUGGAGGAUGGAGUUUUUACAAGUGCCAGAGACGCCCGCUCCAGAACCUGCAGAUGCCUUGGAUUUACCAGAUGAGUGCUCAGAGACACAUUUAGGAACCGAAGCUCAGGAUGAUGAAAGCAGUGACUCUGAUGUAGAAGAUCAAAGCUCCAGUCAGGACACUGCAUCAAAGGACAGCCAAGCUCAGCCUAGCAAUGUUGUGCAUCGAGCAAGGGCAUCUUCUGCCAGGGCUGGCUUGGCAGCCUGGUCUGGAGAUAGUGGAUCCGAGGACUCCAAGCGCUGGUCGGAUCAGCUGAGCCUGGAUGAAAAAGAUGGCUUUAUAGUGGUAAACUAUUCUGAAGGCCAUUCAAAACAGUUCCCACAAGCUCAGAGCAGUGGCCAGACAAGCCAGCAGGAGGUCCGACACUAUAACAAACUGAAAACGGGAUACAGAUGGGAGCGACAGUUGGUAUUUCGAAGCAAACUUACUAUGCACACAGCAUUUGACCGGAAAGACAAUGCACAUCCUGCAGAGAUAACUGCACUGGGAAUAUCCAAGGAUCACAGCAGAAUUUUGAUUGGUGACGGCAGAGGGCGGGUGUUCAGCUGGUCUGUAAGCGAUCAACCAGGGCGAUCUGCUGCUGACCACUGGGUAAAGGAUGAAGGAAUGGACAGCUGUUCAGGAUGUGCAGUGAGAUUUUCCUUAACAGAGAGGAGACAUCACUGUAGAAACUGUGGCCAGCUUUUUUGCCAAAAGUGCAGCCGGUUCCAAUCUGAGAUCAAGCGCCUGAAGAUUUCUUCACCAGUGCGAGUGUGUCAGAACUGUUAUUAUAAUUUACAGCAUGAACGGGGCUCUGAGGAGUCUUCAAGGAACUAGAACACCUUUGGCCAUCUUGAUUACCACACAGAGCCCUUCCUUGUGCUAUCAUCAACAUUAUGAAAUGAAACUUUGAACUUUAGAAGAAAAAAAAAAAGUUUACAUGCAACCUUGAAUCAUGUUUUAAACACUGCAAGUAAAAAGGGAUCAUUCGGCUCACAUACAAAUUGUAUUUUAAGUCACUGAAGAGUGGACUUUUGAGGACAAUGGUGAGCUUUCAGACAUCUAUAAAUAUAUAUAUAGUUCUGCUGCUAUGUCUGCUGGCUGAAGAAAGCACCCAAACCAACAGUUCCUAUAAUUUCUUGUGUUUGUUUCAUUGGGCCGCCCAUCCUCUCAAGUAAUCUCUUAGAUAGCUUUCUUUGGACAAAUAAGCCGCUUGCGAAGAAAAAAAGACUUGCAGUCAUGUACAGAUUAUUGUAAAUAAAAUAUUGGCCUUUUUAUUGAAAUUGCAAAAUUGCCUGUUACAUGGGACUAAAAUUGAUAAACACAAGAAAUAUAUCAUCGAUAUACCUUUUGUCUGUACCCUUGUUUUAUUCAGCUUCCUUAAACAUGUAAGUUUCCAAGAUUUUCUAUAUGCCCCCUCCUGUGGCGCAUUAGGGGUAAUUUACUAAAGUCUUGGUACCAAUACAUAACUAGCUUGCACUGUGACUGCCAAAGAAACAGCGUAAAGUUAGAUUCAGCUUUAGUAAAAUGUGUAUGGUUACACAAGCUCAGUCUGUGCAUGUGUUUGGUUUUGGGGCUGUGCACUGAAUGAGAUAACACACCCUUACAUGUUUUUACCUAUAUAUGUAUAAUCCCUAUGAAAUAUAGGGACUAUGAAUUUACCAGUAUUGUAGAUUCCCUCUUCCACAGGACACACAGCCCAAUCUUGUUUGCAUGAAAAAAAAAUAGGAUUUAAAUGCCUUGAAUGAACACACAGUGCAAAGUAUGAAUUUGUCCACAAGAAACAGUGCAGUGCUGUUGAGAUUAGUGUUUUCUUUUUUGUUUUUUGUGUUCAAUUCAUUUUUUUUCUUCAGCAAAAGCCAUAUUUUAAUGUGAGUGGCUGCUGAGGGUUUCUCUGUAAUUUGUCCCAUGAAUGCAAAAUUUUGCCCUCUUUGACCACAACAAUUUUACUAUGGUUUUUCUUUAGCCAAUACAGCUUAAGAUCAUGUGUGUCUGACGCAACACAAGCCAUUCUUGAAUGCAGUAGUUCUGUGUAUUAUGUACAAUUUUAAAUUGAACUGGGCUGUGGCAAAGUGUUGCCGUAUUUAACAAUUUAAAAAGGGCUUUAUUUAACUCUUAUGAAAUUAAAAUAAACAAGCUUCAAUACACCAAAAAAGCAAUAUAUUGGGAAUUAACAUAACUAGCUUUGUAUUUUAGCCAUUAUUUAUUAUUUUUCGUUAACACUGACAUUUUAAAUGUAUAGAAUAUUUUUUUUAACAAAAAUAAGGUCACCAUUUUACUCCACAAUUAUUUAGGAGAGGGACAAGUGAGAAAACGUUUAGGAUUUUAUAAGGGAGAUCUCCCUUAGUGAGAACAAAUGCCAUGAGCUAUCACUAAUGGGUGACUGCACAUGUAUGAAUGUUUGCCUUCGAAUGCAGGAAAGACUUGGCAGAAGCUCCGCAGCAUUUAUUUUUCACACCUCUGUUCUGCAGUUCUGGAUAGUCUUGCAGUACAGGUUUUACCAGGUGUGUCACUAGCUUUCAGAUUAUUAGGCGGGGUGGUAAUUUCCUACUGUUUCUGGAAGGCUUAUAACUUGGAAAUGUUAUUCGCUUUCCCAAUAUGUGCAGGAUUACCUUGUUGUGCUGUCAGUGUACGAGGCACAAUAAUAAGGGCAGGGAACAAAAUUGGGCAGGGUAUGGCCCUUUUUUUCUGUACAGAAAAUGAAACAUAUGCAUGCCUUCUUUUUUUUCGAACAGGACACAAGUCCUACUUUUUACACCCCUAUGACUUGGCAAAGGUUGGUGUGACUUGCCUAAAUAUGGGCAGAUUGGGUGGGACUUAUUAUUGGAGUCUGGGAGCUAUAUGUACUGUAUAUGUGCUGACCAUCUCAAGGCAGUUUGCACCAGGAUAUUUGAGCAGUCUCUUGUCUGUUAUAAAUUUCAUUGCCACUUUUUUCUGCCUUGCAGCUCGUCAGAAGCACCCAUGUACUUUCCAGUGUACCUGUAAGAUGUACUCUAGUUGUAUUGUCAUGCUUACCAAUAGAACAGGCUUUGUAUGAGAGGUCCAACUAGCAGAACACUACCAAUAAAUUAUUUUGCACCUUUAUGUAAAAUAGCAGUAGCAGCCAAAUUUUAUUUUUGUUCUGUGUUAUUUUGAAAUUCAUUUGAUUUCAGUAACAUUAAAAAAAAAAAAUCUGUAUAAAAUAUUUAUGCAGUUAAAAGAAGCAAAAAAAAAACGUUUUUAGAAAGUAUUUUUCAUUUCAGCAAGUUUUGUUACUUGUUGCAUGAGUAAUUAACAAAGCUGACUUUUUGUGUCAGUGCGAUGUAUAUUUUUUAUUUUUUUUGUCCUGUUAUUAAUUUGUACGCACAUAAACACAGCCAUUGAUUUACAUGGCAGCAGAAGUUUGAUAAUAACUGGCUGAGGCUGGAGUGUGGAAUUUUGUACUGUAUUACAGUAUGUUUUUUUGGUGGUUAAAUGUUCACGGCCUGGAAGAAAAUCUUAUCUAGCGUGCAAUCUGUAUAUCUGAAUGUUCAUUGUAUAUUUGUCUCCAAUGCAAAAAGUAGAGUAACUCAAUUACAAUACAUGACUAAAUGCAAUAGGUCAGGUACGUAAGUUAAUUCUUUUUCAUUACAAAUAAAAUACCUACUAUUUACCACCAACAAA